Messenger RNA from Volvox carteri f. nagariensis, 1975 nucleotides. RefSeq lists its product as uncharacterized. Gene Ontology annotation, cellular component: cytoplasm. The record is from RefSeq and is a predicted model, not a curated record. NCBI's taxonomy places the organism in Eukaryota, Viridiplantae, Chlorophyta, Chlorophyceae, Chlamydomonadales, Volvocaceae. Bases 1 to 1542 code for a protein of 513 amino acids. The transcript is spliced from 6 exons.
AUGACAGCCAUCUCGCGCCUCGUUGCAACAGCGGUGACGAACACAGUUAAGGCUCGUGCUGAUGAGUUGGUGAAGAGCGUGGUUGAUACAGACUGGCGGACUGAGCUGAGCCAUUUCAGCCGCGAAGUUGGGGAGGAAUCCAAGACAUUGAAAGAGAAGACGGCAGAGCUAGUUGAGCAUCUUCCCGAGCAAGUGGUGCAUUUGCCUGAGAAGGCCGAGGAGGCUCUGCAUCACCUUCCUACCAAAGUUCAAUUACCGAAAGAUGUGGGACAAACACUCGAGGGUGUCGGCGUCGUCUUCGCACAUUUAAGCAAGUCGCUGCUGCAGGGAACCAAGGAGCUUAUCGAUGAGCUGAAGGAGGGCGUGGAAACCGAAAUUGCUGCCGCGUCACGCGAGGGCAAACGUGCUGCACGGGGCAAGUCUGCAAGCUCUUCGACGGCAAAGCUUACCUCAGCGGCGGCGAAGUACAAUCGCUUCGAGGCUGAGGUUGCGGCUAUGCAGCGCGACAGCAGCACCUACUGCGAUGAGCCAGAUGAUGCUGAGGACUACGCGCGGUGGAAGGCUGGGUUUAGCCUCGAGGGCGUCAAGGCGGAUAUCACUCGUAUCCUGUCGGACAACGCCUUUAUGGCAGAGCUACAGUCCCGUUUGGUGCCCAUCAUUGUGGAAUACGAUGACUUUUGGAACCGCUACUUCUACCGACUGCACAAACUGCAGCAGAAAGAGGAGCAAAGGCAGCAGCUUGCGCAGCGUGCAAAGACAUUGCAGGAGGAUGACGUGCCUCUGGGCUGGGGCGAUGAGGAUGAGGUGCAGCUGUCGCCGCCUUCAAGCAGUAAUCCUCCUGCGGGAUCCUCCUGCCCAACCGCGUCCGACGUUGGUCCGACAGCGACACCUGCGCCAGUCGCGCAGACGGAGUCAGAGGUAGCCGUCGGGACCCUCUCUGCUUCUGCAACCAAGCCGCGGUCGCCAUCUGCGUCGGAAUCGGCGGGCGUAACUGAGGCCGGGGUAAGCGAGCUUAACGACUUAGAGCAAGCUGCUGUGGCCAGGGUUGCAGCUGCGGCAGUGGCAACUACAGCAUCCGCGUCUGAACCGGUAGACUUGGACCGCAAGUCACAGAGCGCCGGUGGGGACACCACUGCUGGCAGCGGCGGCACCAGCGGGAGCGCAUCAGUAGCGGACGGUGGACAGUUGGAGGCGGAGUCCCACGUGGAAACUGCCAGUGAUAGCAGCACCAAGGAGUGGUGCGUCGUUUCGUCUAAUGCUCAGCAGAGACCAUCUUCUGACAGCACUGCGGCGGCAGAAGGCCCGGCCAAAGAUGUUACUCCGCCGCCGUCGGAAAGCCCGGCUACCCGGUCGAGCGGCGGUGCGGUGCAUGUCCCUGGGCCGUCCGCGACGGACGACUCGGUUGCCGCUGUCGAAACGGGGGCCUCCGAAGCCCCUGUUCCGGGGUCGGAUAAGGUUCCUAAAAAUGUGCAGAAGGCCAAGGGCGCAGCGCAGGCGCUAGCAGAGGAAGAGCUUGAUGAAGAUUGGGGAAAUUGGGACUAAGGUGCAGGUGGGGUUUACUCCUCCUUCUGGAGGCCUUCACCAAGCCGUUGUACAUAUCAAUCACCUGGACAAGGCGGAGUGCGGCGUGCUGCUGGGAUGUCUUGAAAGGCAUCGGAAUUGAGUCGGCAAAUGGGGGUGACUGCAUCUUUAUGCACAAUCUAGCAUCACCUAUUCCUCAUCGCUUAUGUUAUAUUAGAGGGUUUAGGACACAUACGGUGAGACUUGCGCGUGGAUUGUGGAUUUUGAUUGGAUUACGGUGCGGUAUUUGUGCGAUUUUUGUCGUAGACAGAUGGAAACUUGGUAACAGAGUCGGCUGGAUGGUGUGUUGCGCAUGUGCGUGAUUUAGGUUUUGUGGUUGGUAAAACGUGGUUGGUAAAAUAAAAAGACCUUUUAUCAAACAGUUAUGGUAUGAAACUUCUGUAAACUUAUCUUC